AUGCCUGUGAAGCGCAAACUUGACACAUUCGAUCCCAACAAAUCUGAUUCGAAUGAUACCGAUUUCGAUCCGACUUCAAGCGCGCCGCGCAAGCCCUCGAGAAAAUCGCGUACAAAGAGACCUUCUGGCGCCCCAAGAAAAAAGACCAAAUACCGCGGCAGUGACAUCUCAGACGACGACGUUGACGACAGCCUGGACGAUCUUUCAAUCUCCGAACCCGAACAAGAGUCCGAAGACAUCGAGAUGAACCAACAUACAGGCCGGGCUGUGCGAAAAGCGGCAAAGAAGAGCGUCAAUUACGAAGAGAAUAGCGAGAGUGAUGCCGAUAUUGCGGGUGACAUAGAGGACUCCGAGGACGAUCAACCGAAGAAACGAAAGCAGAGCAAGCGAUGGCGCGCUACUCCCGAUGAUUUGGAAGAUGACGAAGAGGAGGACGUGCAAACUGGUGGAGGGCGACCAAAACGGAGCAAGAUCGUGAAGCUCAAGAUCAACACACCCCAUACGACUCGAGCAACUCGAGCUGGCAGCGCAGCCCGCUCUCUUCGUCGAAGAGGAAGUACGGCAGAACCUGCAUCUGCUGGUAUUGGAAGACGCUCAACAAGGGCUACAUCAGAAGCUAUUGGUGAAGAACCAAUCGCGCUGUCAGAAAGUGGACACCAUGUCCUGCGACCUGGUCACUCUCCAGAACCGAUCGGUGGGCGCAAAAGCCGUGGCUCCAAGGGGUUGAAAGCACCUGCUGCCUCUACAAUAAAGGAAGAAUUACACGAGUCUGGCUCCCAUGAACAAGAUGAACAAGAUGAAGAUACUGGAGACGUGACAAUGGCGACGGAAAUUGCGGGCACGGAUGAUCAAGACGAGCCCGAGGCAGAUGCUGAGGCAGAGGUUGAACAGCCAGAUGCUCCUGGCGAGGUAGAGGAUGUUGCCGAUGAGGGCGGAGCUCAAGUCGUAGCUGGUGAUGAAGACGAGGAUGAUGAUAUCCCUAUCACCGGGCGACGUACCAGAGGAUCAAGGGCAGGUCUUAUUGUUUCCGAUCUGCCUCCUGAGGAUGUGGAAGACCCAGCGGCAGCACAAGCAGCUGGUGGAUCUCGUCGACUGACCCGGGGCUCAAAAUCCAAGCAACAAAAGAGUGGUGCAGAUGCGAGCAGUGAUUUCGAGCCACCUGAAGAACCGUCUGAAGACGAACUUUCAGCCUCCGAUGCUGAAGCGAGAAAGAAGGCGAAGGAGGACGAAUACGAGUCCAGUCCUGCACGGAGAGGCAGACGCGGCGCUCCAAAAUCGAAGAGCACCUCUAGGAGAGGUGCAAGUCAUGGAUCUGAUGCAGAUGAGCUUGAUGAGGAAGAACUUGCAGAGGAACUACAAGAUUUGAAGGCUGGCAGUCGCAGACGUAGGGCCCGGCCGCGCGAGACUUCACAAAUUGCAUACGAGCGACCAGGCCGCCAACGAAAGACGGUAGAUUACAGCAUCAAGCCUAUGGAUCAGAUCUAUGCCAUGGAUGAAGCAGAGGAAGCAGCUUCCACCCCUUCGCGAACAAAGGGUGGUCGUAGUGGUGCCAACCACACUUGGCAACGAACUCUAUUUUCCACCUUUGGACCUUUUGGUGGAGCCGGUGGUCCUGCUCCUCCAAUUGGCGGCCCAUGGGGAACUGGCGCAACAGGUGGUGUUGAUUCCGACAGCAGUGACGAAGAGACAAUGCAGCGACCAACAGCUGUUGGAGGCAAUGUAGGAAUGACCCCAACAACUGCAAUGCCGCCUGCUGGCUUACUCCCAGGAAUCGGUCAGACAAACCCGGCAGAGCCUAUGGGAGGAAUGGCUGGAACUCCCGCCAAUCUUGGGAAAGUUAAGAGCCAAAAAGCGUUAGCUGAUGCGGAUCCUCUUGGUGUUGACCAGAAUGUCGAUUUUAGCAAGAUUGGUGGCCUGGAAGGUCACAUUGAUCAGCUCAAGGAGAUGGUUCAGAUGCCUCUUCUUUACCCAGAGCUGUUUUUGAAAUUCCAUGUUACUCCACCUCGUGGUGUGUUAUUCCAUGGUCCCCCCGGUACUGGUAAAACUCUCUUGGCAAGAGCUCUUGCUGCCAGCGUUGGCUCUGGAGGUCGGAAAAUCACUUUCUACAUGCGCAAGGGUGCUGAUGCUCUGAGCAAAUGGGUGGGUGAGGCCGAAAGGCAACUCCGACUUCUGUUUGAGGAAGCGAGAAAGACGCAGCCAAGUAUUAUUUUCUUUGAUGAAAUUGAUGGUCUUGCACCCGUCAGAUCGAGCAAGCAGGAACAAAUCCACGCAUCUAUCGUCUCGACGCUGCUUGCUUUGAUGGAUGGUAUGGACGGGAGAGGACAAGUCAUUGUUAUUGGUGCUACCAAUAGACCUGACAACAUCGACCCUGCUCUGCGACGACCCGGACGUUUUGACCGAGAAUUUUAUUUCCCUCUUCCAGAUAUAGAUGGACGCAAAUCCAUCUUGAACAUUCACACGAAAGACUGGGGACUCAAUGAAGCUUUCAAGGAUUCUCUGGCUCACGUUACUAAAGGCUACGGAGGGGCCGAUCUUCGUGCUCUCUGUACUGAAGCUGCCUUGAAUUCUAUUCAGCGCACAUACCCUCAAAUUUACUCUUCAAACGAGAAGCUCAUUGUUGACGCCGACAAGAUCAAAGUCACUGCUAAGGAUUUCAUGCUAUCUGUUAAGAAGAUGAUUCCUUCCUCUGAAAGAGCAACUUCCUCAGGAGCAGCGGCUCUUCCGAAAUUAGUCGAGCCUCUCCUACGCGACCAACUCAAACAGGUAGAAUCGAUCCUAGAUGGACUGGUGCCACUUAGGAAGAAGACGACUGCGUUGCAAGAGGCUAUGUAUGAGCAAUAUGCGGAUGCAGAUCAAGGAUUUGCACGGGAGACAAUGCAACAGGAGUUUGAAAAUUCUCGUGUGUUCCGUCCACGACUGCUCAUUGGUGGUGAAGCUGGUAUGGGACAAGCAUAUCUCGGAGGUGCUAUCUUGAAUCACUUUGAAGGCCUUCAUGUGCAGAGUUUCGAUCUCCCUACAAUUUUCAGCGACUCAGCGAGGUCCCCUGAAGCUGCAAUCGUGCAAUUAUUUGCUGAGGUGAAACGACACAAGCCGAGUGUGAUUUAUAUACCUGGUAUUGAUACCUGGUAUCAUACUCUGACCGAUGCUCAAAUUACCACGUUUCUUGGUCUGCUUAGGGCUAUCCCUCCUACCGAUCCGGUGCUUGUGCUUGGUAUUACUGAUUCUCCGCCUAACCAAGUCGAUCCGCAUAUGCUUCGAGAUCUGUUUGGAUUCAGCAAGAAAAAUCGCUUCACUAUUGAUCGUCCAGCUAAGCGACAUCGUGAGGAAUUCUUCUCUACCAUCAUUCAGUAUGUCCAGAAAACGCCAAAGGAAUAUCCAGAACCCUUGAAUCGUAAGAAGCGGAAGCUUGAAGUGCUAGAAAUUGCGCCACCGCCCCCUCCUAAGCCACCUACCAAAGAAGAGAUCAAAGCCCAGAAGACAAGAGACCAUAUGACACUUAAUUUCCUGAAAGUUCAAAUACAACCCGUCAUGGAUCAGAUUCAGAAGAAGUACAGAAAAUUCAGGCAAGCUCCUAUUCAGCAACCGGUAAUUCAGUAUCUCAUCGAUGAGUCUAAUCCCGACUUUGUGCGCCCCGACAUCGCACAAUUUCGGCCGUUUGAAUUUGAUACGGACAAGGACGGUGUCAAAGGGUUACGUGAGACUAGUACUGGCAAGUUUUAUUACAAUUUGGAUACCACAACCAUCGAGGAGCGACUUUCAAAUGGCUUUUACGCCCGGCCGAAGGAUUUCCUUGCUGAUAUCAGAUCUCUGGCCAAAGAUUCUAGGCACGUUGGCGACAGGGACCGAAUUCUCAAAGCUAACGAGCUUGUUGCCAACGUUGAGGUUGAUAUUCUUGGUAUCGAGGCGCAACCAGUCUUUGCCGAUUGUGAGGCUUUGUAUCAACGACAGCUGCAGAGAGUGAAAGAUAAGGAAGAGAGGCACAGAAAGAGGAAGGCCGCGGAAGCCGACCUCGGAAAUACUGUCGAGUCUGAUCUUCCUGCCGAUGGUUUGAUUCCUGCCUCUCAAUCAGGGCCACUCACAUUGGGUGAACCUGUACCUGGUAGACGACCACCCUUGGGAAUUUCUAUCAACAUCCCAAGCGCCUUGUCCAACGGUCACUCUGCAACCAAUGGGACUUAUGUACCUUCUCGAAGCGACAACGACGUUCAGAUGGGUGGAACUGACGAACACACUCAACAGACGAAUGAGAAUACACAGGCCAUGCACCCCCCCAGUGCAAUUCGUAGCAUGACAAGUGCACCAUUCAACCAAACGCCAGUUUCCCAGAUUUCUCAGCGCUCGGCUCUCCAGGAGAUCCCACCGGGUACUUCACCAAGUGCCUUGAUCAACGAUGCAUCUACGACAACUUCCGGUAAGAAGACAUCAGAUGGAUGGAGCACCCAAGCCACCAAUGGUGUCGGUCACGGGCAAGCCUCAAGCGGUGAAGACAAAGCUAGUGCGGACUCCCAGCAACUGCCAGAUACACAACAGGGCACAUCCGCGCGCCAAAGCCAGCAGGGUACUUCCAACCCGAGCAGCGAUGAGCAAUGGCCACAUUCCCAAGCUCACGGCCUUGUCCGCGGCACUAUCCAAGCGUACCAUUCUCAGACCCCAAGCUCGUCCUCCCAACCUUCCCAAAAUCCUGCCAUACCUUCCUUCAACCCUCCUGUUCCUCGGGAUUCACCAUCAAAAUCCAAGCCCGCAGGCAGCAUAGCGAACAUCCUCAACGACUCACCUGUCGAGCCGACAUCCUCCCAGCUCUCGUCUCAGAAAGACGCCAUUCUCGACCAAUACUUUCUCGAGGACUUGUUGCGUCGACUCGUUGACGGAAGUAGUGGCUGUAGCAUUGAGCAACUGGAGCAGUUGAAUCGCGAAUUAAUGGAGACGUUGUGGGCGCAGCGAGGGGAGUGGAAUCGGAAUAAGGUUGCUGGUGCGCUGGUGGAUGCGUUUAAUGAGACGAUUAGGGAUAUUGAAGAGAUGCAGAAGGUGUUGCAAGCUAGUCAGCCGAGUCAGUGUGAUGAGGCCGAUGAGGGUGGGGCAGAGAGGUGGGGACAUGGAGCUUUGACGACGGCGAUUUAUGAAGCGAGGGACAAAUAA
Lachnellula hyalina is the source of this 5136-nucleotide messenger RNA. It is a transcript of the gene YTA7, whose product is annotated as Tat-binding-like protein. The transcript is spliced from 3 exons. Gene Ontology annotation, molecular function: histone binding; ATP binding; chromatin binding. Gene Ontology annotation, cellular component: nucleus. Gene Ontology annotation, biological process: positive regulation of transcription by RNA polymerase II. NCBI's taxonomy places the organism in Eukaryota, Fungi, Ascomycota, Leotiomycetes, Helotiales, Lachnaceae. The coding region runs from base 1 to 5136 and encodes 1711 amino acids. The record is from RefSeq and is a predicted model, not a curated record.